Aspergillus ruber CBS 135680 is the source of this 844-nucleotide messenger RNA. RefSeq lists its product as uncharacterized. The record is from RefSeq and is a predicted model, not a curated record. The transcript has 2 exons. NCBI's taxonomy places the organism in Eukaryota, Fungi, Ascomycota, Eurotiomycetes, Eurotiales, Aspergillaceae. The coding region runs from base 252 to 476 and encodes 74 amino acids.
ACGCAUAUGACGUCUCUGGCCAUUCUCCAGUAAGAUCCCUCUUGAACCCUGCUUUCUUGUGCUACUUAUUCCCGUUGAACGUAUCUUACCCCGCGUUAUGAUGCUCGGUUUACUGUGAUAUAUACCCGUUUCUUCUGCCCGUUGGGGUCCCCAGAAUUUCAAACCUGAACUUAUCCAUCGGAGAACUACGAUACUGCCUACUAAACACGACUAAACUCGAAACAGCAACUCAUAGCAGCAAGAUAUCCAAGAUGGUCAUCGCACAGAUUACCCAAGGUAUCUCCUCUACAGGCCGCUCGAUUAUACAGAACCGGAAUAAGUGGUCUGCUCCUCUUGACAAAGCAAAGCGCAAAGCCAUCCUCCUUCGACGCUCUCUCAUAGCCCACCAGCCUGUUUGGUUUGCAGGUGGAGGUGCGGCGUAUACAACCGUGGGCGCGGUCUAUUUGACGUUACGGUAUUUGCGGCGGAUUCGGUGAUGGCUUACGACAGAUGAACAGGGAGGGUAACUUGGGAGGAAUACUUGUCCACCGGAAGGGGAUAUAGUCAUACUUGGGAUCAGUUGAUAUGGCAUGGUCGAUAUCAGAAUCAGGACCUGCGGAUAUGGUCUCGUGUACAUAUUGUCCACUGCGGGGAACUGGUGAAACCAUGACACCAUAUUCAAUAUUCUGUGGAACUGUUGCACUAUUUUGAUCUGAUGAUAAAGUAUCUCAGCUGCUCAAAUGUGACGUUUCAUCGUGCCAUAUUCUUGGGAAGAUGUAUCAUUAGAUGCUGGAAUUACACCGGGCUCCCCGUACUCUAGAAAGCUGGUUCCAACUGCCUUUCACAAUGGUCGAGUUGAAGCAUU